Messenger RNA from Helobdella robusta, 243 nucleotides. RefSeq lists its product as hypothetical. The transcript has a single exon. The record is from RefSeq and is a predicted model, not a curated record. The annotation marks the transcript as partial. NCBI's taxonomy places the organism in Eukaryota, Metazoa, Annelida, Clitellata, Rhynchobdellida, Glossiphoniidae.
CAUGUGUUGGCUGAUAAACUCAACAGUUACUUGGUUAACCCAUCUAAGAAUAUUGAAAGUUUAUUUUCCUAUUCAUCAGUAUGUGCAAGUUUCAUUAAACUAAAUUCAACAUUACCUAGCUUUGCAGUGGUUGAGCGUCUUUUCAGUGUUGCUGGACAAAUUCUAAUUGAUAAACGCUGUAGAUUGUCUGAUGAUCAUACGAAUAAAAUGAUUUUUCGAGAGAUCAUCUUAAACACACAUUAA